Caenorhabditis elegans is the source of this 417-nucleotide messenger RNA. RefSeq names its product Reverse transcriptase domain-containing protein (gene Y106G6H.13). Bases 1 to 417 code for a protein of 138 amino acids. The record is from RefSeq and is marked reviewed. The transcript has a single exon. Lineage: Eukaryota; Metazoa; Nematoda; Chromadorea; Rhabditida; Rhabditidae.
AUGGCAUACGUCGAGAGCUUCUACAUGGAUGCUAGUUUGGAGAGCGACGCCGACGUUCUUCCAGCAUCGGAGAGUGAUAUGUUUGAGGCACAAUUCAUUGCCGAUGUCCCACUCGACGGCGACGCGAUCAUUCGUAUCGUUGAUUCACAACUCGCUUUUGAGCAACGCAACCACGUUGUGUCGGACUAUUGCACCAUGAAGGCCGCGGAGCUCGAGAAGAACCCGAAUCAACUGACAAUGAACAGCUCAGUUAUGGACAAUCAGCAAUAUUUUGCCCCGCCAAAAAGUGAAUCGUCGCAAUAUGCAUGGAACACGAAUGAUGUUGUCUCUUCUCAUCAUCAAUAUGCUGCUCAGAGCCCAAACAUCUACACCAACGACUAUCACACCAGUGAACCAUCCGAUUAUGCCUAUAUAUAA